This is a messenger RNA of Penaeus monodon (black tiger shrimp), 1904 nucleotides long. RefSeq names its product autotransporter adhesin BpaC-like. The transcript is spliced from 4 exons. Bases 1 to 1725 code for a protein of 574 amino acids. NCBI's taxonomy places the organism in Eukaryota, Metazoa, Arthropoda, Malacostraca, Decapoda, Penaeidae. The record is from RefSeq and is a predicted model, not a curated record.
AUGGAGAACGGAUCAUCGAAAAGGGCUGCAAAGGAAAGAAAUGUAAAUGCUGUGCAGAAGCCUGCAAACCAACAAACAAAUGCGAAGGCGGUUUCUGCGUUGAAAAGGCAAAAGAUUGCACUGAAAAAGAAGUGCAAGGAUGGCUUUUGCGUCUCCAACAAUCAAGACUGCAAGGGCGUCAUACUGAGUAAUGGCUGCAAGUCUAAACCCAAAGGGGGAGAAUGCUAUUGCUGCGUUGAAGGGACUACCACGCCAUCAGGAGGAACUACGCCAGCAGGAGGUGCUACACCACCUGGUGGAACAACUCCAGCAGGAGGAACUACGCCAGCAGGAGGAACUACUCCAGCAGGAGGUACUACGCCAGCAGGAGGAUCCAUACCAUCAGGAGGAAACACAACAGAAAACGGAACUAACACGGCAGGAGGAACUGCGCCAGCAGGAGGAUCAACGCCAUCAGAAGGAAACACAACAGAAAACGGAACCCCGGCAGGAGGAACAACCCCAGUAGGUGGAACUACACCAGCAGGAGGAGUUACACCAGCAGGUGGAACUACACCAGCAGAAGGAAGUACUUCAGCAGGAGGAAACACAACAGAAAACGGAACUACACCGGCAGGAGGACCUACUCCGGCAGGAGGAUCUACACCAGCAGGAGGAACAACACCUUCCCCCUUAACACGUUUAUAUGCUACCCUUCAGGAUAAUAUUAAUCUCCGUAAUGCUAUGAACGAACUGACACAAACACUUGAAAACUUAUUUAGUGCUCUAAACAGUAUCCUUAAUGCAAACACGGGAAGACGACACCGACGUAGUGUUAGCGACAUUGAGAGCAUAACCACUAUAGCAGAACAAGCGACUGCAGCUGUUCAGAAUGGUAAUACGUCAGCUGUGAUCUCACUUACAGCGGAAAUAAAGGCGAAGACCAGUGUCGUUUCAGAUCUCGCAGAAGCAGCUGCAAACAAUGCAACACUGGCAAGAGAACUACAAUCAAGCGUAGCUGAUGCAAUCAGUGGGAUUAGUGACCUACAAGGAGCCGUCAAAACGAAAGACAAAGAAAUCCAAAGCAACAUUGAAAAAAUACAACAGGAAAUAAGCGAGUUCGGGGGAACUACUGUUGACGUAACAACCAUCGAUAUUAUCGAGAUAACAAACGGUGGCAGCAAUGAAGAGACUACUAUCAAGGAAGAAGACGAUACUACCAUCGCAGACACCGCCACCACUUUGGACACAAUAGUAGAAACUACCAUAGGGGACACGGCCACCGUAGAUAUCACCCCGAUUGAUACCACGACAAUGGACACUAUCAUAGACACUACAAUAGUAGACCUCCUCACAGUCGACGCCACCAUAGUAGACACUAACAUAGAUACUACAGCAACAGAAACUACCAUUGUCGAUAUCACUACAAUAGACGCGACAAUCUCAGCAGAUACUACUGUCCCUGCUACCACCACCACAGGAGGUAGCAGUGCAAUGGGCAUCACCACACAGGAUGUCAACACAGCUGACACCACCACAGGAGAUGCCAUCACAGCUGACACCACCACAGGAGAUGUCACAACAGUUGAUAUUUCCACCGAAGACAGCAGUUCAGCAGAUGCCACCACCGAAGACAGCAGUACAGCAGAUGCCACCACCGAAGACAGCACUGCAGGAGAUGCCACCACCGAACACAGCAGUUCAGCAGACACCACCACGUUAGGAGUCUCAACUACCACACAAUGAUAAAGAAUCAACUCGCAACGCAGUGACCUCAUCGCUGGACAAUGUCACUGUCUGAAAAUAAUCUAAAAAUCACGUAUGCGUUUCUACUGUCAUAUAAUAUGACAAACAAUUUGCAUAGAAAAUGAGGAUUAAGAAAUCCUAGAUACUAAAAGCAUAUGAUCAAAUAAAGAAAAUAUUAG